CUUAUAUAUUUUCUAGCCUGUUAAGCUACCAAGCCAGCUAGACAGAUGUAAGCUAGCCCAGAUAUAAACUAGACAAAGAAAGGUUGUGAAGAGACUGAGUGAAAAAAGAGUUUAAAGUAACGGGAGGGCGCAAGGAGCGACUGUGACACAAAGCUACAUGCGUUAUUCGAUAUAUGUGGAAGUAUGAAACUGAAAGAGUGGAACAUGAAGAUGGGGCCAUGAAGGAUCCUGUGAUAACUUAGGGGAGAAAAAGAAACUGCAUCUUUGUACAUUUCAACCAUUCAAGAGUUCAACUAAUUUCCAAAAUUUGACGUCAGUCCCAAGAUGGAGUGAGAAUGCAGACUUUUUUGUGCUUUAAGGACGAGAGUGAGUGGUACCCCGAAGCCGGUGAUGUCACGGGUUCCCACCCCUCCUCCCCCAGGGGAGAUGUCAAGUGGACCUGUGGCAGAGAGCUGGUGUUACACACAGGUCAAAGUUGUGAAGUUUUCCUACAUGUGGACCAUAAACAAUUUUAGUUUUUGCAGAGAAGAAAUGGGGGAGGUGCUGAAGAGCUCAACCUUCUCCUCUGGCCCUAAUGACAAGAUGAAAUGGUGUCUGCGAGUCAAUCCAAAGGGACUUGAUGAUGAAAGCAAAGAUUAUCUGUCACUGUAUUUACUUCUUGUUAGUUGUCCAAAAAGUGAAGUCAGAGCAAAGUUCAAGUUUUCUUUGUUGAACGCUAAAAGAGAGGAGACAAAAGCGAUGGAAAGCCAAAGAGCAUAUAGAUUUGUCCAAGGCAAAGACUGGGGCUUCAAAAAAUUUAUAAGGAGAGAUUUCCUCCUUGAUGAAGCGAAUGGACUCUUACCAGACGACAAGCUCACGCUGUUCUGUGAGGUAAGCGUCGUCCAGGAUUCGGUUAACAUUUCAGGACAGUCCAACAUGAACAUGCUGAAGGUACCAGAAUGUCAGCUGUCUGAUGACCUGGGGAACCUGUGGGAGUGUUCACGCUUCACAGACUGCAGCCUCUACGUCGGAGGGCAGGAGUUCAAAGCUCACAAAUCCAUCCUUGCAGCGAGGUCACCAGUUUUUAAUGCCAUGUUUGAACACGAAAUGGAGGAAAGUAAAAAGAACCGGGUGGACAUCAGCGACGUAGAUCCAGAUGUCUUUAAGGAAAUGAUGGGUUUCAUAUAUACAGGAAAGGCCCCGAACCUGGAGAAGAUGGCAGACAAUUUGCUGGCAGCUGCAGAUAAAUACGCUCUGGAGCGUUUAAAGGUCAUGUGUGAAGAGGCCUUGUGCAACAGCCUUUCAGUGGAGAAUGUGGCCGACACCCUCAUCCUAGCAGACUUGCACAGCGCCGAGCAGCUCAAAGCACAAGCCAUAGAUUUUAUCAACAGGUGCAGUGUCCUGAGACAGCUGGGCUGUAAAGAUGGAAAGAACUGGAAUAGCAAUCAUGCCACAGAUAUAAUGGAGACUGCAGGCUGGAAGUCAAUGAUCCAAUCCCAUCCUCACUUGGUAGCCGAGGCCUUCCGUGCCCUGGCUUCAGCACAGUGCCCACCCUUUGGUCUUCCCAGGAAGCGUCUAAAACAGUCCUGACUCCCUGACUGUGCCUCAAGACUUUACUGGAGGUGUGACGCAUGGGUUUACAAAGAAAGGACUAGCGAGGGUACCACUCUUAUUCCCACCAAAACUGAACACACUUGAAUAAAAGAAGAGUGGAGCUUUCUGGCCAGGGAUGUGGGGAGGCUGGCACGUUGGACGACUGACAUCAGUGGAUUGGGGAAAAAAUUGGUAAAAUUGGUGUUGCUUGCUUGCUUUGCUGCCCCAACUGAAGAAUUCUCUUCAGCCUGGGUAGCAAGUCAAGCUGUCUGCUACUGUUUUUUUCCUGUAAUUUUGAAAAUGGCCUUAAUAUAUCUGCCAUUGCUCUGGAGCCGCUCUAGAGUACUUUGUCUAUUUUACUCUGUGCCUGCCUUGUCACAAAGACCAGGCCUCCUCCAGGUUGCACUAGUUCCCAUGAAUAGUCAUUUUGAUAUGGAGUUCUAUAGGAACGUAACAAAGGUUUAACUAAAUGGGAAAUAUUAUAUAUUUGUAAUGUUUAGCCCGUUUUGUGACUAGACAUUAAAAAGCAUGAACACUUUCAGUGCAAGGUCAGUUCUUUACACUUUUUAAAAGAUGUGUAUGCCCCAUAUUGAUGGCACCAUUUCUAUGUAAAUGACAGUUGAACCAUCUUCAGAAGACCAGUGUACAAGAAAGUCUGUUGCAUAUUUGUGGGGAAAAAUUGUGAUCUGCCAUUAUGAAGACCCAGUGUCAAUCCUUCUAAUACACGUUAGACGGAAAAGUGUCUAUACUUUGGCCCUAAUAUAUUAAAACAUUGGAAGUAUAUGGAAGUAUUUACUCAGUCUCCCAUUUGAAUGACAUAUUCCAGAUCAUACGUCUGUGAACUGUUCUAGAUUAAAUUUUGAGAAUUUCUGUCCUUAGUAUCGCCAACAUGCAAAUAUUAUAUAUUCUCAAUAUAUUGUGGUUAACUAAAAGUGGAGAGACUAAUGCAUGGUCAUGUUAUUGUCAAAGAAAGUGUCCAAGUACCAAUUUUGUUUUUAACAAUUUAUUUUCUGCCAUUAUCUGACAUAUUUGUGCAGAAUUAAAUGAAUUGAGUAUGUGCAAAAAAAAAGAAAAAAAAAAAAGAAUCCUCUUAACAUGCUUGGAUAUUUUGUAGGAUGCUGAGCAUCACUUCUACUGGCAAUGUUAUUCUGUGUUUGAAUGGGGGGUUGUCAUGUUUAUUCAGUCCGUCUCGUAUGUAGUGUGGUGUGACCGACACUUCAGAGGAUUUUGUAAAUUAAAAGAGUAGCAUCAUUUUUACAUGAUAUUACUCAUCAUUCAGCGUCAUGUUGAGAUGUUGAAACCUCUUUUUGUUUGGAAGCAGAAAAGAUGAAGUUGUUGUCUGCAAGAAUGCCUGCAUUAACCCAUUAAACCAUUUUCCAGCAGUCUGAAGCA
Molecule: messenger RNA, 2964 nt
Organism: Larimichthys crocea (large yellow croaker)
Lineage: Eukaryota; Metazoa; Chordata; Actinopteri; Sciaenidae
Gene: spopla
Product: speckle type BTB/POZ protein like a
Exons: 13
Coding region: 391-1569 (392 amino acids)
Molecular function (GO): protein binding
Source: RefSeq, a predicted model, not a curated record